Messenger RNA from Striga asiatica, 1888 nucleotides. The record is from the annotation of a GenBank genome assembly. NCBI's taxonomy places the organism in Eukaryota, Viridiplantae, Streptophyta, Magnoliopsida, Lamiales, Orobanchaceae.
GACAUCUUAUUGAGUAAUUUGAUUUCGUUUGCAGAAAAAAAUAAAAGAGUAUAUAUUCUUAAGUUUGAAAAUGAAUUAAAUAUUUGGAGAGUGGUUGGUGUGACAAUUAUUGUGAAUUAAAAAAUUGAGAUUGCGUUUUGGAUUAGGAGAUCGCUUGAGUUAGCGUGGAACUAAUGUGUUGAUGCAAAUGGUACAAAUUCGGUGUUCUUUAAGGCUCCCUACUCCCUACUGCCUACUCGUCUUCGAUUAUCUUCUUAAGGCUUUUUGAGUUUUGACAAGGCUUUGUACUCAAUAUUAAUCUUGUCAAUUAUCACAAGAUCGUUUGCACGGCGCAGGAAAAUGCAGAAACUGUUUACAGUGAGGUCGCUGGCAUCUUCUUUGUUCAGAAAACAACUCCUCAAUCGCCAUGCUGCUGCUUUCUCCACAUCACUCCUCUUUGAUGAUACCCAGAAACAGUUCAAAGAAAGUGUAGCUCAGUUUGCUCAAGAAAAUAUUGCCCCUCAUGCCUCAAAAAUAGACAGAUCAAACUAUUUCCCUGAGGAAGUUAAUUUGUGGAAAUUGAUGGGGGAUUUCAAUCUCCAUGGCAUCACUGCCCCAGAGGAAUAUGGAGGACUUGGCCUUGGUUAUUUAUACCAUUGCAUUGCGAUGGAAGAAAUCAGCCGUGCUUCAGGGUCAGUUGGUCUGUCAUAUGGUGCACAUUCUAACCUAUGCAUUAAUCAAUUGGUGAGGAAUGGAACUCCAGCUCAGAAGCAAAAGUUCUUGCCAAAGCUUAUAAGUGGGGAGCAUAUAGGAGCUCUUGCAAUGAGUGAACCUAAUGCUGGCUCGGAUGUUGUUAGCAUGAAGUGCAGAGCUGAUCGUGCUGAUGGUGGUUAUAUUCUAAAUGGGAACAAAAUGUGGUGUACAAAUGGUCCUGUUGCCCAUACACUGGUUGUCUAUGCAAAAACUGAUAUGGCAUCUUGCUCGAAAGGAAUAACUGCAUUUAUCAUAGAGAAGGAUCUGCCAGGGUUUAGUACCGCCCAGAAGCUAGACAAAUUGGGGAUGCGUGGAAGUGACACAUGUGAGCUUGUGUUUGAGAACUGUUUUGUUCCUGAGGAAAAUGUUCUGGGCGAGGAAGGGAAAGGUGUUUAUGUAAUGAUGUCGGGAUUAGAUCUGGAGAGGCUUGUCCUGGCAGCAGGACCUCUUGGAAUCAUGCAGGCAUGCCUCGAUGUUGUUCUUCCCUAUGUUAAACAGCGAGAACAGUUUGGAAAACCAAUUGGAGAAUUUCAAUUUAUACAGGGAAAGGUUGCUGAUAUGUAUACUUCGUUACAGUCUUCAAGGUCAUAUGUCUACUCUGUCGCCAGGGAUUGUGAUAGCGGACUAAUUAAUCCAAAGGACUGUGCUGGUGUGAUACUCUGCGCAGCUGAAAGAGCCACACAAGUUGCUCUUCAGGCUAUUCAGUGUCUGGGUGGCAAUGGCUAUGUGAACGAAUACCCAACAGGCCGUCUUCUUCGGGAUGCAAAAUUGUACGAAAUUGGGGCUGGAACCAGCGAAAUUAGGAGAAUGAUCAUUGGUCGUGAGCUCUAUAAAGAACAAUGAGGACAAAAUUCGGAAGGUGCUUUGGCCGGCUUCUAUUUAUAUACACGUAUGGAGAGUAUGUUGUUUUUAUGUUUCUGUGUACUUGCCUGUAAAAUCUGCAACCAAAAGGUUCAUCCUUUAUGAUUUAUCAUUUAUGCAAUGCAAUACCAACAUUAUCUGAAAUCACUGCUGCAAAAUUGUGUCUCGACUACUCUUUUUCUCGUUUUGCCCUCUUCAAAAUCAAUUUUUUUAUAUGCAGCUGCACAUGAAACUUUCUCAGAUCACAAGAACAUUUUUGUAUUGUCAGACAUUAGAUUCCAAUUUUAUCCCUUCU